This is a messenger RNA of Daldinia loculata, 2812 nucleotides long. RefSeq lists its product as uncharacterized. The transcript is spliced from 3 exons. The record is from RefSeq and is a predicted model, not a curated record. Lineage: Eukaryota; Fungi; Ascomycota; Sordariomycetes; Xylariales; Hypoxylaceae. The coding region runs from base 233 to 2665 and encodes 810 amino acids. Gene Ontology annotation, molecular function: zinc ion binding; nucleic acid binding.
AGCAUGAUAAUUAUAUCCUAGAGCCUCUUAGAGCCUCAAGGACAGCAAAGCCUCGCCAUCUGUGUAAAUACGUACAUGUCCGCUUUACGAAGUUUAUAAACUUUGCUCUUUGCCGUUGCGCUCAGGCGCUUGGCAAUUCAUCAGCUUCGCUUCGUUGCCAACUACAUUCUAUAUUAAGCAGACACCAUUCCACUAGCGGACUGUCCCUCUCGAUUCUUCUUCUCAUUAUUCUAUGAAAAUGGCCCAAGUUGCCCCGGGUCUUGUGCCAGACCAUAACGAACGGCCCUGUUAUAAUUGUGGUAUACGGGGCCAUAUGUUCACUGCAUGUCCCGAGGAGCCUCGGAAAGUACCGGCUGGAUUAGAGGCCUCCUGGGCGCGACAACAGUCGAGCAAUAGUCCUCAUAAUGAUAGCUUCGUGCCCAACAAGCGAAGUAAAGGACCGGUAAUUACGCGAUAUCCCCCUCCACCUCCUCUCGCUUCUUCUCACCCUCCACCUCCAUUGCCCCGUUUCGAGAAUUCUCCGCCUCAACCCUAUCAUUCGGGUCCAAUCCCGGGCUAUCCUCCGCCACCAUCUUACGGUCCGGGGUUCGGAAGUCAUCCGCCGCCGAACCCACCCUAUGAUAGAUAUGGACCUCCGGGACCACCGCCACCUGGCCCUCAUCAGCCAUUAAACCCUCCGGCUUACCAAGGCGCAUACAAUGCCGCGUAUGGUCCACCGGGCCAUAUUCCCGGACCCUUUGAUCAUCAUCAUAUUCCCCCUCCUGGACGUCCUAAUCAGUAUUUCCCCAACGACUACCCCCCUGGUCCUCCUGGUCCUCCUGGCCGGCCUGACCAGUACCCGCCCAGUCAACACCCCGUGGGUCCGCCAGGUCCUCCGUACGGCGCGCACCAGCAAUAUCCACCUGGGCCUCCACCACCACCACCACCAUAUGCGGCGCCGCCUAGUUUCAUACCUCCGCCUACCCCAUAUGGGUUUCAGGGACCGCCUCCCGGGUAUCAUCAGAGUGAGUAUAGCCCACCUCAGCGCGAUCCUCCGGCCAUCUUUCAACCAUAUCCUUCGCCCGAUCCUUAUCCUCCGCAAUAUGGAGAUGAUAGAAAUCGCUAUGAGCGCGGUCGGGAUCACCAGCGCCGUUAUGAAGAUAGGCGUUCAAAUGAAGCUUGGCAUCCUCAAGACGCGUGGCACGGUUCACCGCCAUCAAAUGGCCAACCGUAUAGAGAUGAAUACCGUGAUGACUGGCAUGGCAAACCCUCAUACCGAGAUAAUCGACCUUCUCGUAGGCGGGGACAUAGUAAGUCUCAAGAUGAGCGGCGUCGAGAGCGGCAAGAUCGCCAAGACCGGUUUCAGCCUUAUAAGAAUUCAGACAAAUGGGACAGACAUCACCGACGAAAACACCAGCCAGCAACGACUCCGAGCGAACCAGCGCGCCGCGAUAGGAUCUCUUUGGAUAGAGAAACGCCAAUAACGGCCAAAACAGAUCAGGAACGUGAGCCUGGCGAGAUAGUAUCUGAACCAGCUUCCGCGUCCGACCAUGGUGACCCAGAGACAACCGUCGACACAACUAAAGAUGAGAGUAAUGAAGAUUUUAGUUGGGAUGAGCGGACCAUCUUUCUGGAGCUCCCGCUAAGUAGCAAGGUAGACCCGAUUGCAGCACCUUUGCCGACGCAAUACUUCGAGGAUAUAAUGAUACCUCCAGCAUUCGACGCUAAGUCUUUGAAGUCGCGGUACAUCACGCCGCGUAACGUUGAUGAUUUUGCACAAAGCAUCCGCGAAACUCGGGAUUGGCAGGUAAUGCAACAUCAUCCUAUAUUUUUAGACCCGACGGAAAUUCGUCUUGAGAAGUUGGAUGAUUACAAUAGAGCAAUCCAGAAAGACCUGAAUAUUAGGAGCAGUCGCCGAGAUCGCUCUGGUAACUCACACGACACUGGCAGACAUCGCUUCAACAAUCCAAAAGGAUCAGGCCGACACCAGGGAAAACAUCAAGAUUCACACUACAAAGCAGAUCAAAAGAAGAGGAGAUGGAACGAUUCCCAUGAUGAUGCCGAGGACUUCAAGUCAGAGAGGCGUCACCGUGAUUCUCCGUAUGAUGAUCCAUUCAACAAGAGGUUGAAACUUACAUCGCCACCCGAACCCGGAGAGUUAGUCGAGUCCGAUUCUCAGCAACCUUCUUACACGCCCUCAAAGGCGCCGGCUGUACCUAUGGAUGAUGCUAAAUGGACCCCGGGGGCAAGAGAAACACUGGAUAGUCAAUCGCGACCUGAAAGUCUUAAUAAUAAUAAGACCAAUGGAUCAAAUCAAGAAACUGUAGCCCAGCGUAUUAACCUAUCGCUACCAGAUAGUCAAGAUAAGGUUGAUGCGCAGCCGUCAACACCGUCAGGCCAGCCAAUAGACAUACCCCAGCCAUAUAGCCGGCCAUCUAGCAGACAGAGUUUUAGAAGCGUCAAAAGAAGCCGCCCGGCCAGUCGGCGCUCCUCAUUCGGAAGCGAUAUAUCUGAAUCCCAAGGAUCGCCACUUGAUCCUAUCGAACGCGAACUACUAGGGCUGGGGCGACCUUCAACUAGUGGUACUGAUAGUGGAGAGGAGUCAACAAAGAGGCAGUUGAGCGAUGCAACGCCCAAAUUCAAGCGUCGACAGCCUAUGCUUGAGGCGUACUCGCGUCGUUGGUAACGAUACAAGGCCGAAGAGUUUCACAAUGAUAAAGACGGUUGUUCUAUAUAAAACACAGAGCCGUACAAAAUUUCUAUUUAAGGACAAUGUGUUCUAAUGGGAGCUAUGAAGCUUCUUGGAGUCCUUCACUAGCACAUAAGGGUGUAU